AUGUCCGAUGACCUAGCAGACUUCCUAACAGCGUGGGACUUAUCCCAAUAUAUUGAUACGUUUCGAGUUGAUGACAUUUCAAAUAUACCUAGCCAAAGCUCUUCAACUGAGUCUGUUGAUCUCUCAAAUCUUCCAAAUCUCUCAAAUAUCUCAUCAUCAUCUAAACCUACAAAUUUAUUAGGUCAUCUUCAAAGUACAAAUGAAGGUAGAUCUUUACUUGCAGCCUAUCAAGAAACUGGACUCCUGGAUAGUGUUGGUCGCAAACGCCUGUGCAAUUUAGUUAUUAAUAACGAAUUGAGUGUUGAUGUUAAUAUCAGAGUUUCUUCAUCCAGAUUACAAGAACUCGCAUAUGAAAUUACAACUGUGUUUAACAAAAAACGAACACCUACUUAUUCCAUACCAUAUUUGUCAUAUGGGCCUGGCCUUAAACGAGCCGCUAAAGGAAAACUUCUUGACUGUCUCAACAAUAAAAGGAGAGAGUUUAGAAAAUCAGGAAUUAUUAGAUCAUUGAAACGAAGUUCAACACCAUCAGCUAGACGUUCUUCUCCUCUUAUUUUACUACCUGAAGCACUUCAACUUACAAAUAAUCAGUUAGAUAAUGAUAUUGCAUCUGUUGAAGAUAGCUUAAAUUGGCUCCAUAAUUCUAGUGAUCCUUGGUCACUAGUUGAUCAACAUUGGAAUAUAACUGCUAUUACCCGUUUGAAACAACAACUGUCAAAAAAUGGGCAGUCCAUUACUUCAUAUAUGACUGAAUAUCCAGCUUUAAAAAAGCCAUCAGGAUAUUUUCUUAUUUUCAAAGAUUUUGAUAUUGCAUAUCCUGGGUUUUCUGAUAAAUUGUUUCAAAAUCUGCCAUUGUAUCAGAACCAAAUAUUUAGCUUAACUGCAGAGAAAAUUAAAAAAACCAAAGAACAUUCGAUUAAACAAAUUCUUAAAUAUUAUGUACAAUUGGGAGCUGAAGACCAUGAAGAAGCAUCAAACAUAUCAGCAUUUCUCUACUUGCCUUUUUUAAUUGGAGUCACAAUUUCUAGAAGUAAGAAGACAAAACUUCAAUGGAAACUUUCAAAAUUAGAAAUGCGGGAUGGAUUCAUAACACACAUUCGAAGUAAUGCAGAGGUACAAGAAACUAUAUCACGUAAACAAGAAAAAUUGUUAGGAUUAGGUCAUACACAGCAACCAUUUAUUAUUAUAGUAGGUCCUACUUUAAGUGAAAUUUCAAAUUAUUUUGUUGUGGUUGAUGAUGUAUUUUAUCAGCUAAACUCAAUUCUAGCUGCUGUUGAUUGUUGCUUUAAAACAACAAUAACAUUUAACGCAGAGUAUCCUGUAGAACAGUGUAAAGUUGUAGAAAUUGUGUUGUCAAUUUCACUAGAAGAGAAUAGUUGUUUUUUAUUAGAGAUUUUAAUAGGAGAAAUGAAUGAACUUUAUAUAAAAUAUAGUAAAAAUACACUCAAACCAAAGUUUCAUUUUCUUACACAUUAUCCCUUAAUAAUAAGAAAGUUUGGUCCUGUUGUCCAUUUUUGGUCAAUGAGAUAUGAAGCUAAACAUAGAAUAUCAAAGAUUUCUGCUAGGUCUUCUUUUAAUAGACGCAAUAUUUGUAAAACGUUAGCUAUUAAGCAUCAACUGCAAUUAAACGACAUAUUUACCAAGGGCUUAUUGUGUAAUAACCUUGUUAUAGGUCCUAGUAAAAUAUUACAUUGCUCAAAAUAUAACUUAAUAAAAUCUGAACUCAAUCUUAGUACUGAAGAAACAUCGAUUCGUAUAAGUUGGGCUGAACUUAAAGGAACACGAUACAAAGUGAAUAGUAUUUUGACGAGAGACUUGGAUGAUGACAACCCACAAUUUGUAUAUUCUGUUAAAAAUAUCUAUAUGUAUGGAUCUGAAAACAUCAUUUUUGAGUGUAAUUUAUUAAAUACUGUAGGUUUUAAUGAACAUUUGCAUGCUUUUGAAAUAGAAAUACCAGUAUCAAAUAUGUGUUUCAUUUACCAGGAUUCAUUAAUAUCUCCCAUACCAAACACUUUGAAUGUAACUCCAGAUGGAGUAAGAUAUGUGACAGUUCGAGACCCAUUAUAA
Macrosiphum euphorbiae (potato aphid) is the source of this 2067-nucleotide messenger RNA. The record is from the annotation of a GenBank genome assembly. Lineage: Eukaryota; Metazoa; Arthropoda; Insecta; Hemiptera; Aphididae.